This is a messenger RNA of Closterium sp. NIES-65, 1374 nucleotides long. Lineage: Eukaryota; Viridiplantae; Streptophyta; Zygnematophyceae; Desmidiales; Closteriaceae. The record is from the annotation of a GenBank genome assembly.
AUGGCUCGUAACAUGGGCAUUCUGCCCACGUUUCGAUGCUCCAUCGGAUGGGUGCGGCGUGCGUUGCGGCGCCAGGGGGUGAGGUGCCGUGCAUCGGUCGGCGAGGCGGGCAGCGCGGACCAUGCCGCAGUGCGCGACUGCCAGGAGAAGCUCCCCCGACUUCUCAUGCAUCUCUCAGCCCGUCCGCGCGACACGUACAACCUCGACGAAACCGCGCUGUGGCUAUCCGUGCUCCCGCGGCGUACUUACAGCAACGGCCGUAUUCCAGGGCGAAAGGUGUUGAAGGAACGCCUUACCGCUGCGUUUCUCAUCAAUGCCGACGGGAGCCACGCGUUCCGCCCGUUGCUCAACGCGGCCAUGUAUGCGGAGGGCCGCCACAUUGUCAUUCUGCUCGACAGCGCCAGCUCGCACAUGCUAAGGAGCGAGUUUGCGUGGAGCGAAAUCGUGUGCGGCAUGCGCACGACCUGCAUGAGCAACGUGCGCCUGGUCUUCGUGCCGCCUAACACGACGACCUUCACCCAGCCCCUUGACCAGGGAACUAUUGCAACUGCCAAGGCGCGCUACCGCCAGCACUGGUUGCGGGCCUUCACGGCUCUGUGGAACGCGGACGGGGCCACAAGCGCCGCCGCGCGGUUUCGCCCGAACCUUCGCGACGUGCUGGCGUGGCUCUCGGACGCGUGGACCGGUGUCGGUGCGCGCACCAUCCAGUGGUGCUGGUGGCGCACGGGGUGCCUCCCGCGUUCGUGGGCCAUGGAGCUGCCGCACGUGCAUGGCGACAAGCCCACCCCGUCCGCCUAUCCCGACAUCGAGCUUGAUGAUGAGAUAGGCGACGUCGGGACUCUCAUCUCUGGGCUUGGUCUCGGGCAUGGCGCGAGGUCCGCGGCUGAGUACGUCGCCAUCGACGACGGUGAGCCGACGUGCGCCGAGCACGCGGCGGAUCUGAUGACGAAUGAGCCGGGUGCGGGCAUGGAGGUGGAAAUGUGGGAGGCGCCCACCACCAUGCAGGCCGUAUAUGAGGAUGCCGAUCCCGUGGGCCGUGAAGCGCGACGCACGGCUCGGGCGGCGUGCGAGAUGCUCAUUGGCUAUGUGCGCGCCAUCAGCAUCCAACCGCGCGACCUGUGCCACCUUUUCGACAUCCACAACCCGGUCAUCAUUGCGCGCAUGGAGCGGGCGAGCCCGCCCAUUAAUCUGAACGUGACGCCGCCGGCCGCGCGCACCCCAGGCGCAACACCCACGCCCGACACCCCGCGUCCGCGCGGCCGAGUGCUGCCUGGGUGGAUGACCCAGCCUUCCCGCCGUCAGCAGCUGCUGGACGCCGGUGUUGGCGCCGUGAUGGGCGGGUAUACAGACGCGGCGGAGUGGAUGCAUCUGUGA